Messenger RNA from Pangasianodon hypophthalmus (striped catfish), 4013 nucleotides. RefSeq names its product plexin domain containing 2b (gene plxdc2b). Bases 352 to 1932 code for a protein of 526 amino acids. Lineage: Eukaryota; Metazoa; Chordata; Actinopteri; Siluriformes; Pangasiidae. The transcript has 14 exons. The record is from RefSeq and is a predicted model, not a curated record.
GCACUCCUUCUGCAUCCGAGCAGCAGUCAGUCGUGUGCGCGAGGACUGUUAUUUGAUGACACUACUGUAUUUAAGUGUGUCUCGUUUCUCCGUUUUCAGGACCCGUGAACUCAGUUCUCACACACACACACACACACACACACACACACAGACAGACAAGCGCGCGCACAUCCCGAUCCACUUGAGCGGUGUGAGUUGUGGGAGCAGCGCGUGGCGGAGAGACGAGAGCGCGAGGAGGAGCUGACAGUAACACCGCGGCUCCAGUGAAACGCCUGCUUCAGUCCUGCCUGUGCUCGUGUGCAGAGGAGCAGAGGAGCAGAGCACAUCACAUCAGCCGCACAUCUUCUCGUCAUGGCGGGGGCGAAGGCGCUCGACCUCAUGCUUGGAGUUGUGUUACUUCUGCAUGCUCUUGGAAGUCUGUUCCAAAUCACCCGCGGGGAAUUAACCACAGAGGGAGUUUCCUAUUCUGUGCUUCAGGGGCCGGGGCAAGACAAUGACAUCACAGUGGAAGUACUCAGGAAGAGACGGUGGCUGUCUGAGCCAAGAAUGACCAGCAACAAAGCCAGUCAGGAGACUUCAGAGGCGGAGUCACAGGAUGUACCUGGACCACUGGCAGAUACUGAUGCAGAUAACAGCUCCCAGAUAACCGAGGACACAGAUCACAACUAUUACACAUCAAAGACCUACGGCCCUAACGAUCCCAUGAGCAAAGAAUUAUGGGUGAACAUUGAUCAGAUGGACAAGGAGAAAGUGAAGAUCCAUGGAAUCCUGUCCAACACACACAGACAAGCAGCACGGGUCAACCUGUCGUUUGAUUUCCCCUUUUAUGGACAUUUUCUCAGGGAGAUCACUGUGGCAACUGGCGGGUUCAUUUACACAGGAGAUGUGGUACACAGAAUGCUGACAGCCACACAGUACAUCGCCCCCCUCAUGGCGAACUUCGACCCCAGUCUGUCCCGAAACUCGACUGUCAUUUAUUUUGACAAUGGCACUGCACUGGUGGUUCAGUGGGAUCACGUUCACCUCCAGGACUCGUUUAAUCUGGGCAGCUUCACAUUUCAGGCCACACUACACAGUGAUGGCAGAAUUAUCUUCGCCUACAAGGAGGUUCCUAUUCAGAUCGGACAGAUCAGCUCUGUUAACCAUCCAGUGAAGGUGGGCCUCUCUGACGCCUUCGUGGUGGUUCACAGGAUUCAACAAAUUCCUAAUGUUCGGAGGAAGACCAUCUAUGAGUAUCACCGUGUGGAGUUACUCAAGACCAAAAUCACAAACAGCACAGCUGUGGAAAUGAUGCCACUCCCUACCUGUCUGCAGUUUAGAAGCUGUUCUGCCUGCAUCGCUGCCGAGAUCAACUUCAACUGCAGCUGGUGUCACCGACUUAACAGAUGCUCUAGUGGUUUUGACCGCCAUCGGCAGGACUGGGUAGACAACAGCUGCCCAGAUGAGACAAAGGACAACAUGUGCGACAUCAUCAAAACCACUCAGUUUGAAUCAUCUACCACUGCAUCAGUGACCAAGACAUCCACGAGGAACAGAGCCGUUACAGAGACUGAUUCCACCCAGUCUACAUCACAUCCACCCACCAGCAUCCCUACAGAAGAUGACACCAAGAUUGCCCUUCAUCUCAAAGACAAUAGAGCGGCAGCGGCACACAGCAUGGCGGAGAGGGAAUCAACCAGCAACAAACACAACCUUCACACAGGCCUGAUCCUGGCCAUGCUCAUGCUGAUGUUGGUCAUAGUGGCUGUGGUGCUGGUGACUGUUUACAUCUACCACCACCCCAGCUCAGCCGCCAGCCUCUUCUUCAUCGAGAGACGACCAAGCCGGUGGCCUGCCAUGAAGUUCCGCCGUGGUUCAGGGUAUCCUGCGUACGCCGAGGUGGAGCCUGUCGGCCAGGAGAAAGAGGGCUUCAUCGAGGCUGAGCAGUGCUGAGGUCCUGACCUUUGACCUUGUGCCCCCAUACACUGCCCUGCUCCCUCUUCAUACACACUCAUCCAUGUAAGAACUGAAAUGUCCCGCUUUCAUCAACCGUCCAAAUAGGAAGCAACAGUGUGGAUAUAAAAUCAUUCCUGCAAGUAAGAGAAGUAUCUGAUGGCUGAUGAUUAGUAGCACAGAAUCAGAUUCCUACAGCUUGAUGAUCAAAUGAGCCAUGAGAGAACUGACAAAGGUCUGAAUCUGGAUCAUCUCUAAACUGCACGCUGAGCGCUAGACCUGAUCUGGAACCAGCACCCAAAGCCUCGAUCCCACUGGAGCAGAUUUGGAUUCAAAUUCAAUGCAUCUUUUUCCUUUCACCACAGAGGAAUUUCUUUUUGAAAACUCUUUAAAAAUCAGAGCUGUGCAUCUCCGGUUUAUGGUUUAGGAGAAUUUAUUUAGGUCUUUAUAUAUCUUUGCAACGGGUUUUAGGGUUUUUCUUUUGACCAUAUUGCUUUGUUUCAGUUUUAAUUUGAUGUUUUGGAGGAAUUUAGUGCAGAUUGUUGCUUGAAAUGCAGUUAUACUCAUAUAAAAUCAUUCAUGCUUUCAUUUUCUGCUACAAUUGGGAAACGUUUGCAUGCUGUAUCCAACAGUGGUGCUCAACUUUUCCAUGCCUAUGACUCAUACUUAAAUUUUUUGCACAAAUCUUUUUUAAAUGCACAUAUGUUUUUGGUUUUUUUCAAUUUGUUUGGAUUUUAUUCUUGGGUUACUAAUGCAAAGUUACAAGACAGGCGCUUGUGGAUCUUUGUCUCCUGUAUGUGUCAAAAUGGAGGUGGGACAGUGUUUGGAUGAAUUAUCUUGUUUGUUGAUUUAUAUUUUUGAUUGGUUUCGAAUGGUUUUGUCUUUUUUCCUGUGACACACUGAUUAGAGACUCCUUCCUUCCUACUGCAAAUGUUCAUUUUGCUAGUUAGAAUUGAUUCCUAUUCAAUUGCUUCAACACGGUACAUGCAAUAGACAUGCCAGUGGACGUGACCACAUAAAUGAGAAUAUAUAUUUGAUAUCUGUCCAUAUGUAAUUACUUAUAUAAAUCUAUAAGAAUAACAGUGUUUAAAUGUUAUCAGCUGUGUUCUCAUGAUGACAUGAAUGGAGUGGGUUUUUUUAAUGGAAUGAAGACUAUAAAAUCCUUCAGGUUCAUCCUGCGAUUCAUGCAUUCUCCAUAUAGAAUCAGAGAAAUAGAUUUCUAUUAAUGUAGCAUAGACACAAAUAAAUACUAAACCCUAGUCUUUCUUUCUUUCAGUUAAUUCAAUACGAGUGUGUUAUUGCCGUUAAACUUUUAAGACUUGGUUCUCACUCUACAGUCGUAUCAGUGGCUAUAAUCACAGCACUUCUUAAUUUUUCUUGUAGCAAGUGUUUUACUGUUUUCAAAACCAAAGACCCAUAUCACUGCAUCACAACUACUGUUCCUUAUGUUCUUCCCUCUCAUUGUCUCUCUUUCUUUCUCUCACACACAUACACACACAUGCACACACACACACAUGCACACAGAGGCACGGAUUUAGACAAAAGGAUAAGGCUUCUGAAACUACACAAUAGACUCAGGUCCAGUUAGAAACAUGAUCGUGUGAAUUACAGAGGAAACCAGAAGGACAAAUAACAAAGAUAACAAUACAUUACAGAUGCAAAAAUCCUCCAUGGUUGCUCGUUUUACACAACCAAUGCAGAUGAUAGUAUAUAAGAACCAUAAUAAUUAAGUAAAAAAUAUUUAUAAGAAUGCAGGAAAGACAACUAGGCCUUCUUUUAGUUUGUUGGGGUUUUUGCUUUUGUUUUGGUUUAAGUUUUUUUUUUCUGUAUCACUGGACUCAUUUGACGAAUUUCAUCCAGCCUGAGAGUGUGUGUGUGUGUGUGAUUCUUAAAGUGAAUGAAUGUUUGACAGAUGAGGAGAAUGUUACAUUUAACAGCAGGCUGUGCUCUCAAAGUCAGGAUUUUUCACAAUAACAGUCCUCUGAGAGCUGCUGGCCUAGUCGAUGCUGUAACUCUGUGUGCUCCUCUAUAACUACUGUCAUUUUGAUUGCAUUUUAAAUCAAUAAAGUUGUUUAAACAAG